AUGACGACGUCGGGGUAUGACAUCAGAGAUAUACUGGAAGAAGCACAAGUCCGAUGGCUAAAGGCAGGAGAGGUGCUUUUCAUACUGCAGAAUUAUGAUGAAAAGCAGCUCAGCCGUGAGGCCCCUCAACAGCCACCAAGUGGCUCUUUGUUUCUCUUUGACAGGAAAGUCCUGAGGUUUUUCCGUAAAGAUGGUCAUAGUUGGAGGAGAAAGAAAGACGGAAAAGCCAUUGGUGAAGCACAUGAACGUCUAAAAGUUGGAAAUGUUGAAGUUUUGAAUUGUUACUAUGCACAUGGUGAAGAGAAUCCAAAUUUCCAGAGGCGUAGCUAUUGGAUGUUAAAUUCGGCAAAGGAGCAUAUUGUGCUUGUUCAUUACAGAGAUACAAGUCAGACAACCCCGGGUAGAAAUAUUGCGGGACCCCUUUCAGCAUUUUCUCCAGGAACUUCUUCAAAUCUUGUUCAAAGUUCCAACUCUUAUGCUAGUCGGCUAACAUCCAAUGAAACUAAUGGACAUUAUUAUGAGAACACCUCUAGUCCAAGUUGCAUAGAAGCUUUGAAAAGAAUUGAGGAACAGUUAAGUUUGGAUGAGGGCCAUUUGGAAGAAAUUGAUGCUUUAUACAAUGACAAUGAGAAUUCAAAUGAUUUUGGGCUGACAGUGGAUGAACAAAGUUAUAAUAAUAUAUUUCAAGGGUACCAAGCAUCCAUGUUCCUGCCUCAUUCACUUGAAGAUCUAAAAUUUUCUUCAAAUAAGUAUGGAAGUGAUUCCGAUUACUCAACAAUGUUUGACCAAGAACAUAGUCAAACUCCUCCUGGACCAGAUUCAAGUUUGACCAUUGCACAAAAGCAGAAAUUUACUAUUCGUGAGAUAUCCCCAGAAUGGGGCUAUGCAAAUGAGUCAACCAAGGUAUUCUUUAUUGGGACAUUUACAUGUGAUUCAUGGACUUGUAUGUUUGGUGAUACUGAAGUUCCUGUCCAGAUUAUUCAAGAGGGAGUCAUUUGUUGCCAGGCUCCCCCUUGUUUGCUGCCUGGAAAAGUUAUUGUUUCUAUUACUUCAAACAAUCAAGAGCCUCAUAGUGAGAUCAAAGAGUUUGAAUAUCGUGAUAAGCCAAGUAGUUAUAAACAUAAAUCAUCAGAAACAGAAUCACAUAAGAGCUUGGAAGAAUUACUGUUACUAGUCAGACUUGUGCAAAUGCUACAAUUUGAUCAAAAAGGAGAAAGAACAGAAACUGAGGAUUCAUGGAGUCAACUCAUUGAGGCCCUUUUAGAUGGAAGUUUGGCAUCAUCUAAUGCAAUGGAAUGGAUCCUGGAACAACUUCUAAAAGACAAGUUGCACCAAUGGCUUUCUUCCAGAUUGAAGAAUAACAGUGCUCUUUCCAAAAGAGAACAAGGAAUGAUACACAUGGUUUCUGGAUUGGGCUUCUGUUGGGCCUUGAGCCCAAUACUUAACUCCGGUGUAAGCAUAAAUUUUCGCGACAUUAAUGGCUGGACUGCUCUUCAUUGGGCUGCACGUUUCGGAAGGGAAAAAAUGGUGGCUGAACUCCUUGCUUGUGGUGCAUAUGCUGGAGCAAUUACAGAUCCAAGUAAGCAAGAUCCAACAGGGAAAACCCCGGCAUCAAUAGCUUCUGCAUGUGGACACAAGGGGCUUGCGGGUUACCUUUCAGAGAUGACAUUGACUGGUCAUCUUACAUCUCUCAAACUACAAGAAACUGAAGUUUCUAGAACUUGUGAUGACGUGGAAGCAGAAAGAACAGUAAACAGUCUUGGUGUACAUGAUGAUCAUAUUUAUCUUAAAGACACGUUAAGUGCUGUUAGGAAUGCAACUCAAGCUGCAGCACAUAUACAGUCUGCUUUCAGGGCACAUUCUUUUAGGAGAAGGCAACAGAAGGAAUCUGAGGGAAGUGAAGAUGAAUAUGGUUUGCUUUCAAGUGACAUUGAGGGUCUUUCAAAGGGGUCAAAGUUGACUUUUCGAAAUGCACAUGAUCACCAUGCUGCCUUGUCGAUACAGAAGAAAUACCGGGGGUGGAAAGGUCGAAAGGAUUUCGUUUCAUUUCGCCAGAAAAUAGUCAAAAUACAGGCUCUUGUGAGAGGUCAUCAGGUGAGGAAAAGCUAUAAGGUUAUAUGUUGGGCGGUGGGUAUAGUUGAGAAAGUUAUUCUAAGGUGGAGGCGAAAAGGAGCUGGUCUGCGAGGUUUUCGCCAGGUGGGGUCUGUUGAAGAAGAUGAAGAUGAAGAUGAAGAUGAAGAUGAAGAUGUUGUGAAGGCAUUUCGGAAGGAAAAAGUGGAUGUUGCUAUUGGAGAAGCUGUGGCAAGGGUACUGGCCAUGGUGGACUCCCAACCAGCACGACAGCAGUAUCACCGCAUGCUUCAAAACCAUAGACAAGCUAUGGCCGAGCACCGGGGUUUUGGAGGUGGAGUAGCUAGUAUGGAAAUAGAUGACGUGUAUUAGACUGUUAGUUAUAUAGACAUGUAGAAGAAAUAAUUAUCAAGGUGUUAACUAUCAAGUGCUCAUGUAACCAAAUGGAGGUGUGUGUA
Molecule: messenger RNA, 2528 nt
Organism: Lactuca virosa
Lineage: Eukaryota; Viridiplantae; Streptophyta; Magnoliopsida; Asterales; Asteraceae
Source: the annotation of a GenBank genome assembly